Messenger RNA from Penaeus monodon (black tiger shrimp), 589 nucleotides. RefSeq names its product annulin-like. Gene Ontology annotation, molecular function: protein-glutamine gamma-glutamyltransferase activity. Gene Ontology annotation, biological process: peptide cross-linking. Lineage: Eukaryota; Metazoa; Arthropoda; Malacostraca; Decapoda; Penaeidae. The annotation marks the transcript as partial. The transcript is spliced from 4 exons. The record is from RefSeq and is a predicted model, not a curated record.
AUCUCAAGAAUUCCUCACCUCCCCCUCCCUCCGCAGGUCGACUGUGGUGGUCGAGAACAAGAGUGAUAAGGAGCAUGAGGUGGAGGUUGUACUCCGCGCCGACACCAUGCUCUACACGGGCCAGAUCAAGACACAAGUGAAGAAGGAGAGACACGAUAUUAAGUUGGAACCGCAUUCCAAGCAAACGCUGAACCUCGACGUUAGCUUCGACGAGUACUACAGCAAGUUGGCCGACCAGUGCGCCAUGAACCUCGCCUGCCUCGCCAAGGUCAAGGAGACGGAGUUUGAGUACUUCGCCCAAGAUGACUUCCGUUGCAGGAAGCCCGACAUCUGCAUCGAGGUCGACGGAGAACUGAGAGUGGGCCAAGAGAGCAAAUGCACCGCCACCUUCAAGAACCCGCUGCCGAUGGCCCUGACCCGCGGCCGCUUCAUCAUCCAGGGCGCCGGACUCACCCGCGUCCAGUUCGUCAGGCUCAAGGACGCGGUCCCCGUCGGCGGCUGUGCCAAGUGCGAGUUCCUGGUGAAGCCGACCCUCAGCGGCGAGAAGACCGUCAACGUCAUGUUCGACUCGAAGCAGUGGAGGACGUAG